AUGUCGAUACUCGUCCAGAAGGGUCGAAUGGGCUGCGCGGUCAUGCAGUGGGACGAGCAGCGCAUCCUCCUCCUCGAGGGGGUCGCGCUCGAGCAGGCGGGUACGGAUGCAGUGCCGGCAGUCGAGCCGAACUCGACCGACGAUGGCGACCAGAGCGAGGCAGAUCGCGCGGCCGGCCUCGGGGAAGACCACCACGACCUUUUCCAGAUGCUGAUCCUGCAAUAUCGGCCAGAGACGAUCUUGAUCCCUGCACAGGCGGGCGACACGAUCGUCGACAGCCUCGAGCGAUCGGCCUGGCUCGUGGGGUCUCGCAUCCAGACGCGGCCUCUGAACGACUUCAGCUUUGCCAUUGCCAGCGUUCAGCUCAAGGCGCUCCUAAACGAGGCCGACGACGUUCAAGAGGAGCAGGGAGGCGCAGAGCAACGAGCCCGCUCUUAUGCCGCGGCCCUCAGGCUGAGCUCGCGCAUCGACCUGGUCCGAUCGCAGAUUUCGGUCUCGGCGGCAGCCCCGCUGCUGCAAUCGAUCAAGGGCGACCGAGACAUGCCGCACAGGGUCAACAUCGAGGUCCUCUUCCUCGACAGCGUGCUCGGCGUGCCCGAGGACACCAUCCAGGCCCUCUCGAUUUUCGACCAGGAGUCUCACGCGUCGAUCCAUGCCCCUAAGGGCCGCGAGGGGCUGUCGGUCAUGACGCUUCUGUCGCUCAACAGCUCACGCCAUUCGCUAGCGACGCUGCGCCGAUGGCUCAUGUUCCCGCUUCGCACGGCCGACGAGAUUCAAGAGCGGCUGGACGCAGUCGAGGCUUUAACGCGCGACGACGAGCACCAGCAGCUGGCCGACGUCCGCACCCAGCUGUCCGCUCUCGCCAACGUACCCAGGCUGGUGGCUGCGAUGCUCAAGGGGCUCAGCAGCCUCUCGAGCUGGGACAAGCUGAAUAAGCUCCAGCAUCGUGUCGACAUAACCGUCAUCGAGGAGCUUGUUCAGCAGAUCAACGGCGCGAUUGACUGGGAGGACAGGUGCGCCGAAUUGCCCGAGGUGUCACGACUGCGGCGCGCCCGGCUCGGAAGUGACGCUCCUCUGCACCCCGUCUGGGCCGAAUCGACAAUUAGCAAAGGACAGGGGCGGGUGACCCUGCGCAGAGGCAUCGACGUCCAGCUCGACGAGCUGCGGGAGGCGUAUGCUGGCCUGCCGGACCUGCUGGAUCGCGUCGCCCUCGACCUACGCCGCGAACCCGCCUUUUCUGCCAGCUCGAGCCUACACGUCGUCUACUUUCCUCAAAUUGGCUACCUCAUCGUCGUGCCCACGGGCGACCCGGUCCUGCUGGACCAGGACCCGACCCUGGCGCACCAGUUCUCGAGCGACAACAGGUAG
Molecule: messenger RNA, 1368 nt
Organism: Pseudozyma flocculosa PF-1
Lineage: Eukaryota; Fungi; Basidiomycota; Ustilaginomycetes; Ustilaginales; Ustilaginaceae
Exons: 9
Coding region: 1-1368 (455 amino acids)
Biological process (GO): chiasma assembly; mismatch repair
Cellular component (GO): nucleus
Molecular function (GO): ATP binding; mismatched DNA binding; ATP-dependent DNA damage sensor activity
Source: RefSeq, a predicted model, not a curated record